Erinaceus europaeus (western European hedgehog) is the source of this 2084-nucleotide messenger RNA. Its product is annotated as serine/threonine-protein phosphatase 2A regulatory subunit B'' subunit beta. Gene Ontology annotation, cellular component: protein phosphatase type 2A complex. The transcript has 13 exons. NCBI's taxonomy places the organism in Eukaryota, Metazoa, Chordata, Mammalia, Eulipotyphla, Erinaceidae. Bases 79 to 1809 code for a protein of 576 amino acids. The record is from RefSeq and is a predicted model, not a curated record. Gene Ontology annotation, biological process: protein dephosphorylation. Gene Ontology annotation, molecular function: protein phosphatase regulator activity; calcium ion binding.
CCAGCACCACAAGUGCUCAGGGGGUGACUGCGCCCGGCCCACCGCUCGCCCUGGGAGUGCCCACGUCCAGCGCCACCCAUGUUCAGGGGGUGCCUGCGCCCGGCCCACCGCUCGCCCUGGGGGUGCCCACGUCCAGCGCCACACGUGCUCAGGGGGUGCCUGCGCCUGGCCCACCGCUCGCCAUGGGGGUGCCCUUGCCAGGCAUCACACAUAAUCCAGGGGUGCCCACACCCGGCCCCCCCUGUGCCCUGGGGGUGCCCAUGCCCAGCCCGCGGCCCCCUGGUGCUGCCCCUAGGCCCAGCCUCGGCCGCGGGGGUCCGAGGGUCCAGUGGGGCCCCGGCAGCAGGCUCCUCGCCCCCUGCGGACUCUCCCUCAAGACGCUCGGCGGCACAGGUGCAGACGCAGAGGGAGCCCCCACCACCCCACCCUGGGCUCCCCGUCCCCACUUUCUUCUUCCCCAGAGGCCGUCCCCAGCCAGACCUCAGCGUGGAUGCCGCCAUCACCCGUGUGGAGGACGCUUUUGCCCAGUUCCCCCACGAGCGGGCCACCAUGGCGGACAUGGGGCAGGUGGCCAAGGCCUGUGGCUGCCCACUCUUCUGGAAGGCCCCGCUGUUCUACGCGGCCGGGGGGGAGCGCACGGGAUCGGUCUCUGUUCACAAGUUCAUCGCCAUGUGGAGGAAGAUCCUGCAGACCUGUCACGAUGAGGCAGCCAAGUUCCUGCACCUGCUCAUGAGCCCAGGGGCCAACUACCUGGUGCAGGAGGACUUUGUCCCCUUCCUGCAGGACGUGGUGAAUACCCACCCCGGACUGUCCUUCCUCAAGGAGGCGUCUGAGUUCCACUCUCGCUACAUCACCACGGUCAUCCAGAGGAUCUUCUACACGGUCAACAGGUCCUGGUCCGGCAGGAUCACCUGCUCCGAGCUGCGGAGGAGCACCUUCCUGCAGAGCGUGGCGCUGCUGGAGGAGGAGGCGGACAUCAACCAGCUGACAGAGUUCUUCUCCUAUGAGCAUUUCUAUGUCAUCUACUGCAAGUUCUGGGAGCUGGACACUGACCACGACCUGCUCAUAGACGCCCGGGACCUGGCACGUCACGGCGACCAUGCUAUCUCCUCCAGGAUGAUCGAUAGGGUCUUCUCAGGCGCCGUGACACGGGGCAGGAAGGUGCAGAAGGAGGGCAAGCUCACCUACGCCGACUUCGUGUGGUUCCUGCUCUCGGAGGAGGAUAAGAAGACGCCCACCAGCAUCGAGUACUGGUUCCGCCUGAUGGACCUGGAUGGGGACGGGGCUCUGUCCAUGUUCGAGCUGGAGCACUUCUACGAGGAGCAGAGCCGGCGGCUGGACAGCCUGGGCGUGGAGGCCCUGCCCUUCCCCGACUGUCUGUGCCAGGUGCUGGACCUGGUCAGGCCCCAGGACCCAGGGAGGAUCACGCUGCAGGACCUGAAGAGGUGCCGGCUGGCCCACGUCUUCUUCGACACCUUCUUCAACGUGGAGAAGUACCUGGACCACGAGCAGAGGGAGCAGGCCUCCCUGCUCAGGGACGGUGACAGCGAGGGCCCCGAGGUCUCCGACUGGGACAGGUACGCGGCUGAGGAGUACGACAUCCUGGUGGCUGAGGAGGCGGCUGGGGAUGCCUGGGAUGAUGGGUACGAGGACGAGGAGGAGGAGGAGGAGGAGGAGCCGCUGGGCCCUGGGGACAGGAGGCUGGCCAGGCCACGCUCCCCGUUCUCCGAAGCGCCGGGGCCUCUGGGUGGAGUGGAGCUGUUCGGGUUCGAGUGCGGGGACCUCGACCGAGACCGGGUGUCCUCAUGAGCCCCCGGCCCCCGCGGGCGGGCGGUGCCACUGGCCAGGAGAGCGUGGUGUUCCGGACCCUCUGCCCGAAGUCCAUCCACGGGGACCCUCCUCUGCUGUGGCCCAUCACCCUCAAAGCUGGAAUUUUCCAGAUAGGACAGGACGGGACAGGACAGCGGGACGGACAGCGGACUCCGGCGGGUGGGAGGCCGUGGACGGUUGGCACGGGGAGGCCCUGAACCUGGGGUCCCUGAGACCAUGUUUGUAUUUUUAAGUAAAGUUUAAGGGUUUUCAGU